AUGUCUUCGAACCAACCUUUUUGUUAUUGUGAUCCAUCAUCUUAUGCUGCACCUUCCGAUAGUACAAAAUGUGAACCCCAAGGCUGUCAAGCAAUCGCAGCAAUUUUUAUGUGUAUAUAUUUAGGAGCUUCAUACCUAUCUUUUCUCCAAAUCUUAAAACAUAAAUUUGGACCAGCAUUCAUUUCCUAUAUCCUGUUAUUUAUUGGAAGUCUCCUAUUAGGAAUAAGGCAAUUGUUAAAAAAACUUAUUGAAAGUAAUGGUAUAAGACUAUCAAAGUUGGCAUAUAAAAGAAUGGACAAACUGGGUAAAUUAGCACUAUUUGCAGUUGCUUCCUCCUCUUAUUUGGCUAUUAUAAUGGUGGCAUGUACUCUUUUCUUACCAACCAACGAUCAAAAUGGUAUUGCUUGGUUAAUCUUAAAUCGUUCAGCAUUUGGAAUUUUUAUCUAUUGUUUAUUAUUCUUUAAGCUUCCAUCAACACAAAAGAUGGUGAACUCGCCCGCUGGUUCACCAAGUGUAUCAUCUACCUCUGCCUCUUCUGACCAAACACCAAAAUCACCAAGACUGAUACCAGGAGGUUAUGGAAUCAAAGAAUUUGAACUGGAACCUCCUGAAUCGAAACACAAUAGCUCCUCACUUGAGAUUAGUAUUUCCGAAAAUUAUUAUAGUAGUAAUAAUAGUUGUAUAAGUAGUGAUACCAAACCUGAAAGUAAUAGUACCGAUUCAGAGGUUUAA
Molecule: messenger RNA, 732 nt
Organism: Heterostelium album PN500
Lineage: Eukaryota; Evosea; Eumycetozoa; Acytosteliales; Acytosteliaceae
Exons: 2
Coding region: 1-732 (243 amino acids)
Source: RefSeq, a predicted model, not a curated record